CGAACGACGACUGUAGCCUCCAGCUGUAUUGGCGAUCCACGGCGAACGCAGCGGUUUCAGUCGUUCAGACAGACAAAACCCUAACCCCUCCGAAAUGCAGGAGAAGAUCAAAGGCGAAAUGGGGGCCAACAACAAGAACCCUAAGAAGGCCAAUCUCUUGGACCAUCACUCCAUCAAAUCCAUCCUCGACGAGUCCGUCACUGAGAUCGUUACCAGCCGUGGAUACGUUGAAGAUCACAGGAUGAGUAACACAAGGUUGUUUUUGGGGAUCGUCAUCAUCCUCAUUGCUCUCGCCGCUCAGUUUUACCCUAAGAAGUUUCCUGAAAACAGGAAUUUUCUGAUCGGCUGCAUCGUAUUGUAUAUUUUAGUCAAUGUCAUAUUGCAGCUGAUCAUAUAUACAAAGGAAAAGAAUGCGAUCUUGUUUACUUAUCCUCCUCCUGGAUCAUUUAACAGCACUGGGUUGGUUGUCUCUUCCAAGUUGCCAAGGUUCUCUGAUAUGUAUACUCUCACCAUAGCAAGUGCAGAUCCCAAAUCAAUAUCUUCAAAGCCACCUGUGGAAUUUACCAAGAGUGUCACUCAGUGGUUCACCAAGGAUGGAAUUUUGGUGGAGGGCCUCUUCUGGAAAGAUGUGGAGGGACUAGUAAGUGACUAUGCAAGAGAAUCAAAAAAGAGCAAGUGAUGAGACUUGUGAGCUUCAGAUUCCCUUUGAUAGGAUUCUUUCCUGACGUGAGAAACUCCAGUAAUAUUUUACUGAACAUAGACAGUCUUAAAUUAUAGUUUCUUUGCUUGGAUGGAUUUUGAAAUGAAACUAUUGAAUCAACAUUGCAAUAGAAAAUGCAAGGAGAACUUAAGUUAUGGUUUAA
Messenger RNA from Diospyros lotus (date-plum), 863 nucleotides. Its product is annotated as signal peptidase complex subunit 2. The record is from RefSeq and is a predicted model, not a curated record. Bases 95 to 679 code for a protein of 194 amino acids. Lineage: Eukaryota; Viridiplantae; Streptophyta; Magnoliopsida; Ericales; Ebenaceae. Gene Ontology annotation, biological process: protein targeting to ER. The transcript is spliced from 5 exons. Gene Ontology annotation, cellular component: membrane; signal peptidase complex.